AUGAAAUUCAUUCGCAAGAAGCCUUCCGUUUCUUACUACUCUGUUGAUGUUUCUUGGUGCUUAUUAGAUGUUACUAAACCAGCGUCGCUGGUUGCUUGCUGCGCAACAAGGCAAGGAUCGUUAAUCGUUCAAAAUUAUCUGAAAAGGUUCGGCAAUUGUAGCUAUAUCUUGGAACAAGUAUCUUUGAGUUUUUGCGACAUGAUGAAAGAUCCUUAUGCGAACCAUGUUUGCCAAUGUUUGAUAACUCUUUGUAACGAAUCUCAACGAGAUUUUAUACUUAGUUUGAUUGGCCAUAAAGUACCUCAGCUUGCGCGAGAUGCGCACGGAAAUUAUGUAUUGCAAUGCUUAAUAAAAAAUAUUACGACCAAGAGUCAGGCAAUCCGUCUUAUUUCUUAUCUUGCAAAAGACGUCAAAAGCCUUAUUAUGGAUAGCUAUGGCAAUUUUGUUCUUCAGAAGACUAUUGAAUUUUGGCCAACUGAAUUAACACAAUUCAUAUAUCAUGGAGUUUGCGAAAACAUUCUUGAUGUUGCUUGCGAUUCUCAUGGCUGCUUUGUCGUAAAGAAAUGUUUUGAAUACGGCACCUAUCUCCAAAAAAGCCUUGUGCAAUCGGCGAUUGUGGCAAAUACUUUAAUUUUAAGCCAGAACUUCACCGGUCGCAUCAUUUUACAAUACGUUCUUAAUGUUGGAGAACCUCUUUAUUUCGAAGCAAUUAAAAAACAAUUACAAGGAACGCG
This is a messenger RNA of Dentiscutata erythropus, 734 nucleotides long. NCBI's taxonomy places the organism in Eukaryota, Fungi, Glomeromycota, Glomeromycetes, Diversisporales, Gigasporaceae. The record is from the annotation of a GenBank genome assembly.